CAAUGACUUGUGUUUAGUACGUGUAGAUUCCGAGAUACCGCAAUGAAAAGCGGUGCAGCAAAUGGUUUUCAACUGCUGCAAACUCACCAUUACACGCAUAUGUAGCUGUUUUAAAAGAGACUGACACUUCAGUUGUACGACAAAUGUGACAUGUAUCAUGAAGUGCAUUUGUCUAUCACCACUAUUUUCCAAAACUGGAAAGCUAAUUUUCUCAAAAAAAGGAACAAUAAACUCUUCUGUUUGUGAAGAUGGUUCCUUUAAGCAAGGAGCAUACAGGCAGAACGAAGAAACUCGCUCGCCUAUCAGCAGAAGGCCUUACACGUAUGGAGGGAAAACUUCGGAAGUUGUCGUGAACACACACCAGAAGGACAAAAGGUCAGAAGAUUUAAUCCGAGACACCAUCAAAAGAAACAACAUCCUCAAGAACCUCGAAUCACUGGAGAUUAACAUUAUAGUUGGAGCAAUGUACAGCAAAAAGUAUGACAAGAAUACAUUCAUCAUAAAUGAAGGAGAAAUAGGGAACUACAUGUACGUAUCUGGAGAAGGCGAGUUCGAGGUACUAAAACAGGGAAAGUUUGUUAGGUCCUUCGGUCCCGGACUUGUGUUCGGCGAGUUCGCCAUCAUUUACGACAAACCUCGAAACGCGUCAAUCCGAGCGAGCACGGACGCGCUGGCGUGGGUGCUGGACAGCCGGGUGUACAAGCAGAUCAUGAGGCAGCGCAGCAGCAACAAGGUGGCGUACCUGCGCGGCGUGGCCCUGCUCGAGCGCCUCAGCGACCAGUCCCUCGCCGAGAUGGCGGACCUGCUGUCGGUGAAGUACUACGAUGCUGGUGAUCGCAUUGUGGAAGAAGGCACACAAGGCGAUGCAUUCUACAUAAUAAGUGGUGGCAGUGUGAGGGUAACUAAAAGAAACCCAGGCUCGUCGGCAGAGCUGGAGGUGGGCGUGCUGGAGGCGGGCAGCUACUUCGGCGAGCUGGCGCUGCUGGGCCACGAGCGGCGGCAGGCGACCGUCACGGCUCUGCCCCCGGGGGUGGAGUGCCUCGUGCUGGCGAGGGAGCCUUUCCAGAGACUACUGGGAGGAAUCGAAGGCCUGAAGAGUAAGACGUACCCCACGGUAGAUCCCCUGCCAGAAACUCCUCGAGAAGCAGCAGAGGGCCGCGCCCAAGUGCGGCUGCAGAACCUGCGGCGAGUGGGCGUGCUGGGGGGCGGAGCCUUCGGGCGCGUGGACCUGGUGCAGGACCGCGCCAGCCGCUCCACGUACGCGCUCAAGCGCCUCAGCAAGCACCUGGUGGUGAGCCAGCGCCUGCAGACCUUCGUCUACAACGAGAAGCACGUGAUGCUCGCGUGCGCCAGCUGUCCCUUCGUGCCCAGGUUGUACGAAACUUAUAAAGACAGCAAGUACAUUUACUUCCUCAUGGAACCUUGCUUGGGCGGUGACGUCAUCACCCUGCUGCAAGAGCGUCGCAGGUUUGAAGACCACGUGGCCAGGUUUAUAACUGGCUGCGUCGUGGAGGCAAUCGACUUCCUUCACAACAAAGGCAUAGUCUAUCGAGACUUGAAGCCGGAGAACUUGCUGCUCGACUCACGUGGAUACAUUAAGAUGGCUGACUUCGGGUUCGCCAAGCGCAUAGGGACGAGCGGCAAGACGUGGACCAUGGUCGGGACGACGGAGUACUUCGCGCCAGAGAUUGUCCUCAACAAAGGCCACAACAGAGCUGUGGACUACUGGACCUUGGGAAUACUCAUAUUCGAACUGCUCGAUGGAAGGACCCCGUUCGCGGCGCCCGACCCCAUGGACGUGUGCAGCCGGAUCCUGACGGGCAUCGACGCCGUGGGCUUCCCGGCGCACGUGUCUCCCCGCGCCAGGUCGCUGGUGCGCCAGCUGUGCAGACGGGUGCCCGCCGAGCGACUGGGCUACCAGGGCCGCGGCGUCGCGGACAUCCGGCAGCACGGCUGGUUCCAGGCACUGAGGUGGGACGCCUUGAGACGCAAGGACAUCACUUCGCCCAUCGUGCGACGAGUAAAGAGCAACACGGACAUGAAAUACUUUCAAGCGUACGACCCGAACGAAGAGGCGGCGCUAGACGAAACCUCCGGAUGGGACGAAGACUUCUAGCAUCCUCGACUUCCACUCGUCGCGAGUUGUGACACUACGAGAGGAACUUCGUUCUUGCCGCAGAACAGCGAGUUCGCGACCUGCACCGAGCCUUCGAAACCUUCCCCACGCACAUUUGAUGCAAAAAGCGGCUCCGAAAUUUGCAGGUCGAUCGCCAGGGAGAUUGAAAACAUUUAUACCUUUGCAUUUAUUUUGUUUGGAUUGGGUCGUGUGCAUUUCGACAUUCCCCUCUACGACUGCAGGCCAGUCAACUACCAAAUGCCAGUAGAGUAAACCAAUCACAUUGACACAAUCUUAAGAAGGGUAGGUUCUGAUGCAGUAAGAAAUCAGUCAAUAGAAAAGCAUGUUAUGGGGACAGUAUACACACGAGUGUGAAUUUCCUGUUCUCUAUUAACUACUGAACUUUUAAAACUCUAAUUAAACUAUUUUUGUAAUAAAAAAUUAUUAAAAUGUUUUACUCUUCGCACCGACUAUAGUCAUAUCAGCCAAAACACCUCACCGUCCUCAAGAAGUUCAAAAUUUGCCCCGCAACCAUAUACAUGUACAUCCAUACAAAAUGCAUCUUCUGAAAUUUUACAUCUCGAUUACGAAUGUGUGACAAUUUUUAUGUAUGAUAUAUUCUGUGCAGCUUUAAAAAUAAAAAAA
Bacillus rossius redtenbacheri is the source of this 2761-nucleotide messenger RNA. RefSeq names its product cGMP-dependent protein kinase, isozyme 1-like. Gene Ontology annotation, biological process: protein phosphorylation. The coding region runs from base 158 to 2116 and encodes 652 amino acids. Lineage: Eukaryota; Metazoa; Arthropoda; Insecta; Phasmatodea; Bacillidae. The transcript is spliced from 16 exons. The record is from RefSeq and is a predicted model, not a curated record. Gene Ontology annotation, molecular function: ATP binding; cGMP-dependent protein kinase activity.